Molecule: messenger RNA, 168 nt
Organism: Plasmopara halstedii
Lineage: Eukaryota; Oomycota; Peronosporomycetes; Peronosporales; Peronosporaceae
Exons: 2
Coding region: 1-168 (55 amino acids)
Source: RefSeq, a predicted model, not a curated record
AUGAACAAGCAUUUCACUCGAAAUUUACUACCUCGAACGUUGGGCCUCGCUCUAUUACUCGCGACUCGUGAUCGCCUGUCUCCACUGGUUUUUGCCCUGGAGACCGCGGCUCAAAGCCUUUCCGACUCAUCUACCUAUAUCAGUCAUAAAGAUCAUGAUGCACAGUAG